Molecule: messenger RNA, 751 nt
Organism: Drosophila melanogaster (fruit fly)
Lineage: Eukaryota; Metazoa; Arthropoda; Insecta; Diptera; Drosophilidae
Gene: robl62A
Product: robl62A
Exons: 1
Coding region: 103-417 (104 amino acids)
Biological process (GO): microtubule-based movement
Cellular component (GO): cytoplasmic dynein complex; cytoplasm; cytoskeleton
Molecular function (GO): dynein intermediate chain binding
Source: RefSeq, marked reviewed
CAGUACCUUUCUAACAUCACUCGAAUACGGAUCAAACAUAACUAGAAAAUAAAUCUUUUAGACAAUUUCUAAUUUCCAGUUUUACUACAAAUCUUUUUCAAAAUGUCGAAAAUUUAUCUGAAGGCCAUGGAGGAUGUGGUGCAGCGAAACACGGACAACACAAACCGGAUUACGGAGCAGGCGCAGGGAUUCGUGGUGUCGGAAAAUGCCGGGGACAGUCUGCUGCACACUUCAUUCGAUUUGACCACGGCCCAGUCGAUUGUGAAGCACCUGCACGCCAGUUUCCUGAAAUUGGCCCAGAGCUGCGUCCGUGAUCUGGAUACCGAUGAUAAGCUGUGCUUUCUGCGCGUGAAAACCCGCAAGCACGAAUUCCUGGUUAGUCCAGAGGAAGCCUUCACUGUGACCGUGGUAUUGUAAUCCCCCAGCCCAUCUAGGGGUUAACAGUUUGGACAUUGUUGCUUGCUGGUGGACAAGGGAGAGAAACACCAAUACACACCCACUAUCGCUACAGCUGUCUCACUCGCUCAUUGUUGAUGCUUUCGUUGAAGAUCGUCGUACAUGUUUAACCAACCCCCCACCCCCCACCCAUCCAAAAAAGAAAAAAGAAAUCUAGUCAUAAAAUUAUAAAACGAACAUUUAUGCGUGUGACCGGACAAACUAAAUUAUGUUUAUUAUGUAAUUAAGAUGUUGGCACAGAUGCCGAUGUCAGCCAUUAAAACAAACGCAGAGCGGGCAAAAAUCCGCAAAAAGC